UCGUAUUCGGAGUUGGCAGCACCCUCUCAGAUUACAAUGAAACUUUCUGGGUAUGUACACCAAGACUAGAUAAGCCACUUUGCAUACUUAGUUUCUUCAAAAUUUAUCUGGACUGACUUUUGAAAAGGGCUAAACUUUUUUAUGGAUUUUUUAAAAAUGUUUUUAAUCAAAAAAUGACUACUCCUACAAAAAAAGUGUUGCAUGGGUGAUUAUCACAAAAUAAGUCAAAUUUUAAGAAAAAAAUCCAAAAUGAGCCCUACACUGAAAAAAAUCAUUUCUGAAAAUUCAAAGUUGAUUUAAAAAAAACACCAUUUUUGAUUUUGAUGAAAUUUUGUCUCAAGACAGGUAAUUAUGUUCCCUACCAACCGUCCAUACAUCACAAGAUGGGCACUUUUAAGGAAAAAAAGUUUUUCUAACAAAAACUUUUUCAUGUCCAAAUUAUUAUUUUUUCAGUGUCUUUUUUUAAAAACAAACUAAACCAGUGAAGGUUAUCUAGUAAUCUCAAAAUGCAAUGAAACUUAUUGUGUCAUAUGCGACAAUGCAAUGCACCCAUAUUCACGCAGCAGCACUCUAGAAGUACGAAACAAUAUACAAUUUGAACACGCAUUUCAUACGUGCUGCUGUAAUUUCUACCCAAACGUUUCUACCCCAUGUUCUUACCUAAUAUUAGGUAAGGCUAUUUAUUAGAUUCGAACUACCUAAUCGAAAAAAAAAACAAAUCAAGAGUUGUACCUAAAGCAAAUAUGAACAAAACAAGAAAAUGAAUCGGUAUCAUUCAACGUGUUACUUCUCUUUGGUUAUUAAAGGCAGUUCUGAAAAGUAAUGGAUCAAUCGUAUAAAUCAAAAUUCAACAAAUUCAAGUGCAGUGCAAAAAUAAACAAUCCAAAGUGCAACCGUCAUAAUCUACGGGGCAUGUCAUUAAGAUUGAUAGAUAAAAUUCAUUCCAUGGGAUAUACACAUGAAAUCGACGAAUCGAUGAGUAUUUGUGAGUCAUGUCGUGGAUUGAUAAGUCACAACAGAAGCCCGAAUACGAAAACACGCCGAUCGGAUGGAAACGACGAAACUAUGCAACCAUCAUUUAGUGGACAGCAACAUCAUGAUGUUCCAGAACCAGAACCGUCAACGAGUGGUCAACAAAUCGAACAUGAGCUGGAUAUGGUACCAUCUAUUCCAUCAUUGGAGUCAAUUCCGUCAACAGAUCAACUACAGGGUUCCCAUAAUAUUGAGAAGUUUAAUACCAUUGCUGAAACAUUGAGUUUAUCGCCAAUCUCAUCUAGAAACAUGAGAAGUAUGGAAUAUCGCAUAAACAAAUCAUUGCAGAUUACGAAAGCAGUUCGAAAAAAUAUCUUCGGAAUAGAUUCAACGGAUGUUGGCAAAGUGGAGGCGUAUGACGAGAUAAUUAUGCAGUUAAAGGAUAAGUUCAAUCACCCUACAACUGACAGAAGCGAACAGAUUAAAAUACUAUCUGUACUUCCUAAGUCUUGGUCGGUAAAUAAAAUCACAAGAGAGUUUAACGCACCAAUGUAUAUGGCGAGACAGGUGAAGGAUCUUGUUUAUGAACAGGGUAUUCUUUGUACCACCGAAAAAAGAAGGGGGCAUGGUAUUGAUGACGAUACAAAACAAAUAGUAAGAGAAUUUUUUGAUGAUAAUGAUAUCAGCAGGCCAAUGCCAGGAACAAAUGAUUUUGUUUCUGAGGUUCGAAAUGGAAAAAAACAACAAGUUCAAAAACGACUUUUGAUGAUGUCGCUCAAAGAGGCUUAUAUGAUUUUUGUAGAUAUGUACAAAACUGUGAAUAUUGGUUUCACAGUAUUUACACAGUUGCGACCAAAGCAUUGUAUUUUACUUGAUUCUACUGGUAUACAUAAUGUAUGCAUAUGUACUAUUCAUGAAAAUGUAAAUUUAAUGUUCAACAGUAUAAGAAUUGUGUCACAAGAUGAAAUAAUACAAAAAAUGCUUUGCGAUAUUUCCACCAGAACAGAUAAUUGCUUUUUCCGUGCUUGUGAAAAGUGUGCUUGUAAUGAACACAUUGAAGAGGAACUUACAUUGAUAUUAGAAUCAAAUGACGAAGAAGAGAUUAUAUUUCAGCAGUGGUUGAAUACUGAUCGCUGUAAUUUAGAAACGAUUAUUAAACCUGUUGAUGAAUUUGUUCCGUAUCUUGUUGAUAAAAUUGACAAACUUAUAACACACGACUUUAUUCAUAAACAACAAUCAUCAUUUCUCAGAAAUAAAAAAAGAUACAUUAAAGGAUGAUGAAAUUCUUGCGAUUUGUGAUUUCUCUGAAAACUAUUCAUUCAUAAUUCAAAACGCUGCUCAAGGAUAUCAUUGGAACAACUCGCAAGCAACAAUACACCCAUUUGAAAUUUACUAUAUGAAAGAUAAUAAACUUGUAAAUGUUAGCUUCAUUACCAUAUCGGAAGUAAUGGCUCACGAUACAGUUGCGGUCCAGUUGUUCAUCUCAAAAAUGAUAGAUUUUAUGGAACAAGAACUUUUCUAAAAUUUAUUUUAUGUCUGAUGGGGCAGCAUCACAAUACAAAAAUAAGAAGAACUUUGCUAGUCUAUGUAGAUUCCAGUCAAAGCAUGCAUUAAGAGCAGAAUGGCAUUUUUUUGCAACGUCCCACGGUAAAGGUCCAUGUGAUGCUAUUGGUGGCACUCUCAAGCGAAUGGCAAAGAGAGCAAGUCUUGCUCGAGAUUAUGGAAAUACCAUAACAACUCCACGAGAGUUAUAAAACUGGGCAGUUGUACAGACAGAUAAAAAUAUAACUAAAUUUAAUUUCUGUUACGUAUCCACUGAACAGUACAUUAAAAUGUCAGAAGAUCUCGAAGAAAUAUAUAAUAACGCCAAAACAAUACCAGGCACUCAGAAAUUCCAUAGUUUUUUGCCUAUUCCUGGCGACAAAGUAAAGGCAAACAGGUAUUCUAAUUCAGAAGAUGAACCAAAAAUAUUUAGUAUGAUCGGAAAAAAAUAGAAAAGAACAUGUUUGAAAUUGGCUCUAAGACACAUAUAUAUAUAUUUGAAAAAUUCAUAAUUAUAAAUAAUUGUAUAUUUAAAAGUGCACUUCAAUACAUAUUGCGAUCAAACAUUACAUUUCCUAAGAAAAUACAUUUGUAAUAUUUUGAAGUUUUUUAUGUAUAGGAAAACCCUUCCAAAUGAUUGAAUAAAUAACACAAAAUCUCCUAGAAAAUUGAGUUUCAUUGGAUUCUGGGAUUGUUAUGGCCUUCACUGGUUUUAUUGUUGAUAACAAAAUACACUGAAAAAAAAUCAUUCGAACAAGAAAAAGUUUUUGUUAGAAAAACUUUUUUCCUUAAAAGUGCCCAUCUUGUGAUGUAUGGACGGUUGGUAGGGAACAUAAUAACCUGUCUUGAGACAAAAUUUCAUCAAAAUCAAAAAUGGUGUUUUUUUUUAAAUCAACUUUGAAUUUUUAGAAAUGAUUUUUUUCAGUGUAGGGCUCAUUUUGGAUUUUUUUCAGUAUUUUUUUCUUAAAAUUUGACUUAUUUUGUGAUAACCACCCAUACAACACUUUUUUGUAGGAGUAGUCAUUUUUUGAUUAAAAACAUUUUUAAAAAAUCCAUAAAAAAAAGUUUAGCCCUUUUCAAAAGUCAGUCGAGAAAAAAAAUUAGAAAAAUGAGUAUGCAAAGUGGCUUAUCUGGGCAAGGUCUACACACCAAGAAAGUUUCGUUGUAAUCUGAGAGGGUGCUGCCAACAUUUGUUCGAGUUGGCGCGAAAUCCGUCUA
Messenger RNA from Aedes albopictus (Asian tiger mosquito), 3732 nucleotides. RefSeq lists its product as uncharacterized. Bases 823 to 2250 code for a protein of 475 amino acids. The transcript has 2 exons. The record is from RefSeq and is a predicted model, not a curated record. Lineage: Eukaryota; Metazoa; Arthropoda; Insecta; Diptera; Culicidae.